CAGUUUUUUCUUUUUUAUUGGCAGGUUCAAAGCAAAAUAUGUCGUGAAGAACCGCAGCAACAAGAGUGUGAGAAAAGAAAAAAAAUCAUGAACAACCUCAGGUUAGCGUUUCGCGCCGCGAAGUUGCUUCUCGUCGCGCCGAAAACCCCAACCCGUCCGACUUGGACCCAAAUUCGCCUUCUGGGCUCCACAAACUCCCUGUGCAAGUCCGAAGACGUCAAGGCCAUGCUCAAGUCGUUGCCGAAACGCGACGAGGGCGUCGACGGGGAACGCGACACGGAAUUUGACCCGCAUUUCCGCCACGACGUUGCGUUUCCCGACGCCGACACGCCGAACCGCCUCUUCAACGGCGUCCCGUUCUCGCAGCUGCCCAUCAUGUGCGUGCGGGCCACCAAGAACAACACGCACAUGGUGCUGGCCAACUCGGAGCACACGAUCAUGUGGCGGCGGUCGUGCGGGCAAGAGGGAUUCAAAAAGUGUAGGAAGGGCACGAAUGUGGCGGCCCAGACGACGGCGAUCGGGAUGGCGAAGAAGGCCUUGGACUUGGGAGUGACGCAGGUUAGAGUCAAGCUAAGGGGCUUUGGAGCCGGGCGUUUGGCGGCUGUGAAGGCGUUUGAAAUGGCGGGCUUGGAUGUGGUGUCUCUGACGGAUGUGACUUACAUCAACUGGAGGAAUAAUCCGAGGGCGAAGAAACAGCGGCGACUCUGA
Molecule: messenger RNA, 708 nt
Organism: Notodromas monacha
Lineage: Eukaryota; Metazoa; Arthropoda; Ostracoda; Podocopida; Cyprididae
Source: the annotation of a GenBank genome assembly